Molecule: messenger RNA, 1440 nt
Organism: Phlebotomus papatasi
Lineage: Eukaryota; Metazoa; Arthropoda; Insecta; Diptera; Psychodidae
Product: zinc finger CCCH domain-containing protein 15 homolog
Exons: 5
Coding region: 159-1376 (405 amino acids)
Biological process (GO): cytoplasmic translation
Cellular component (GO): cytosol
Molecular function (GO): mRNA binding; metal ion binding
Source: RefSeq, a predicted model, not a curated record
GCCAGUGGCGGCGCCACAUGGGGUGUCAGCGACACGUUCAAUUUUUCUUGUGCAAGAGCGUUUUUGUUUUUUUUUUGCUGAAAAAUACCUCAAAUUGUGAUUAUUCCCUAUUGAUUCCUACAUUGUGAGAUUAGCCUGUGUGUCAGGAAGUUUUAAUUAUGCCGCCGAAGAAGCCCCAACCAACCACCAGUAAGAAAGCCGAGCAGAAAAAGAAGGAGAAAGUUAUUGAGGACAAGACGUUUGGACUGAAGAACAAGAAGGGGGCAAAGCAGCAGAAAUUUAUCUCGCAGGUGGAGAAACAGGUGAAAAGUGGUGGACAGCAUCCACUGGCACCCAAUACCAAUGCCAAGAAGGAAGAGAAAGAGAGGAAAUUGCGGGAACAGAAGGAACUUUUGGCGAUAUUCAAGCCCGUCCAGAAUCAGAAAAUUGAGAAAGGAACCGAUCCCAAGUCCGUGGUUUGUGUCUUCUUCAAGCAGGGCCAGUGCACCAAGGGGGACAAAUGCAAGUUCUCGCACGAUCUGUCAGUGGAGCGUAAAGUGGAAAAGAGGUCACUGUAUGUGGACAUGAGGGACGAGAUGGGAGCCGAUGAGGAGGACACCAUGGAGAAUUGGAAUGAGGAAAAGUUGAAGGAAGUGGUGGAUAAGAAGCAUGGCAAGGAGAAGCGAAUGCCCACAACUGAUAUUAUCUGCAAAUAUUUCUUGGAUGCUGUGGAAAAGAAUAAAUACGGAUGGUUCUGGGAGUGUCCGAAUGGAGAAAAAUGCAUCUAUCGACAUGCACUGCCCCAGGGAUAUGUUCUCAAACGAGACAAGAAGAUUCUGGACAAGAAACCAGAAAUCUCACUCGUGGAUCUCAUUGAAUCCGAGAGAGCAGCCCUAGGAUCCCAACAAACUAGAGUCACUUUAGAGAGUUUCAUUGCGUGGAAGAAGCGGAAAAUCGAAGAGAAGAAGGAGAAAAUUCGCAAAGAGGAAGAGAAGAAGAGGAAUGAAUUUAAAUCCGGCAAGAAUAUUGGACUUUCCGGGAGAGAAAUGUUUAGCUUCAAUCCAGAUCUCGUGGACGAUGGUCAAAUGGAAGAUGGCGAUGUGGCUUUCGAUAGCUACGAACGUGAGGAUACAGAAGACGACAAGGGCAUUGAGUAUCGGGAAAUUGAUUUCAACAGUUUGUCUCUGGGCGAAGUGGAUGGAACGGGAACCGUGGCGACGGCUGAUCGCUUCCAUAGGCUGAAGGAGGAGGAGGAUGGGAAGGAGGAGGAGGAUGAGGACGAAGGUGCAGAAGCGAUUGAAGCUUCGGAUGCGGCGCCAAUCAAUGAAAAUCUUUUCCUAAGCGAAGACCUGGAAGGACUCGAUGAUGAAUUGAAUGAGCUUGAUAUUGAUAAAUGAGCCGCCCGAAGAGCAUUUUAAUUGAGCAUCGAGAAGAACUAAAUAAACAAGUCACUAACACACA